Messenger RNA from Arabis nemorensis, 504 nucleotides. NCBI's taxonomy places the organism in Eukaryota, Viridiplantae, Streptophyta, Magnoliopsida, Brassicales, Brassicaceae. The record is from the annotation of a GenBank genome assembly.
AUGGAAGCAGCCUUGUGGAAGUUAGAGGAUAAACUGAAGCUAACAACAAUAGAAGCUGUCGUGAUCUUGGUCGGAACAGCGGCUACGGUAACGCUUCUCUGCACAGCCGCAGCGUUUCUCAACCGCAAUUCUCGAGGAAAGCAAGUAGGAGACGCGGAGUGGGCGUCCGAAACCGUGGUUGGAUCAAGAAGGAUGGGAGAAAAGAGGAAUUGUAAGUGGGGCAAAGUGAAGAGAACGUUAAUGGGUUCGUUUUGUUGGAGCUCUGCAGCGAAGUGGAUGGAGAUGGAGACGCGGAGGCCGCCAUCAUUGCUUGCGGUUAAAGAAAGGAGUCUUAAUGCUGUUGAUCCGGUUUGGCAACGACCGAUUCUGAUGGGUGAGAAAUGUGAAUUGCCGCGGUUUAGCGGUUUAAUAUUGUAUGAUGAACGCGGACAUCCGCUUCAUCAUACUCAAUCUCAAGAAGAAGUGAGUGUAAGUUUUUACUCUUUUUCCAAUAGUAAACACUAA